Molecule: messenger RNA, 1452 nt
Organism: Zeugodacus cucurbitae (melon fly)
Lineage: Eukaryota; Metazoa; Arthropoda; Insecta; Diptera; Tephritidae
Gene: Spf45
Product: splicing factor 45
Exons: 4
Coding region: 120-1361 (413 amino acids)
Biological process (GO): mRNA cis splicing, via spliceosome; alternative mRNA splicing, via spliceosome
Cellular component (GO): precatalytic spliceosome
Molecular function (GO): RNA binding
Source: RefSeq, a predicted model, not a curated record
GAAUUGUCGCCUUUACGCUAUAAACAGAAAUGUCAACUUGGUUAUAUAGUAGAAGAAAUAGUUUGAGUUAACUUUAUGGAUUUUGUCUUCUAUGUAAUUUAUUAAACAAGUUAAUAAUAAUGGACUUGUACGAUGAUAUUGACACAAAACCGCGCGCCAGUCAAAUCGAUGGUUGGUCCUCGGGUAUCAAAAUGCUGCAAACACAAUUGGCCAUUAAAAAAGCACAAGGACCAAAAGAGCCGCCCAAGAAACCGUUGAUGACACCAGUGGUCAACUUGCGCGCAAAAAAAGCUGCAGCAGAAGCAGAAGCGAACAAUUUGAGCAGCACCAAGAUAGAAACAUCUCCAAUGACCCCUAAACCAGUUAUUACAGCAAAACCUUUAGAACCAGUAAUUGAAAAUGUAAAAUCAGAUGAUUGCUGGGAUUUCGUAGAUGAAUAUGAUCCUAUGUGGCCGAAUGAGUAUGAAAAACUAAAGGAUAAAAAUCAAAAUAAGGAGAAAGAACAUAAAGGCGGUAGUGGAGGAGGCGGAGGACGAGGUAGUGAACGAAAACGAGGUCGGGGACGAAAUAACCAACGAGAUUCAUCACCGCCAGUUAAGUUUUCUGGUUUUGGUCAACGUCAAUCUGAAGAAGAGAAUUAUAGUCCACCUCCUCAAGGGUCUGUGUCCAGUAAAGGUGGUGCUGCAAUUGCGCCACCACCUUCGCUGCAAGAAAUCUCUAUAAAUAACGAAAACGGUGAUGGCUCUUCAAAUGUAACCAUACCCUAUUCUGCUAGCUCUGUUGCUGCAAAAAUUAUGGCAAAAUACGGCUUUAAAGAUGGUCAGGGACUGGGCAAACAGGAGCAGGGUAUGUCCAUGGCCUUGCAGGUGGAAAAGACUUCAAAGCGUGGUGGUCGCAUAAUACAUGAAAAGGAUGUGUUCUUGCCACCACCACCAGCGCCUAACAGUCCACCUGCAAGCAUGGCACCACCAGCAAUACCAGCCCCAAUAACGCCCUCCCUAACAUUAGCGCAAGCCGUAGCUGAAGUACCAGCGUCUGAACCUAGCAUUACAGAAAUCAUGAAAGAACCCAGCAAAGUGGUUUUAUUAAGGAAUAUGGUCGGUCCAGGAGAUGUUGAUGAAGAUUUGGAACCCGAAGUUAAAGAUGAAUGCAAUACUAAAUAUGGUGAAGUGGCUAAUGUUAUUAUACAUGAGGCAUUUGGAACGACACCAGAAGAAGCAGUGAAAAUAUUCGUUGAAUUUAAACGAAUCGAAAGCGCCAUUAAAGCGGUAGUUGAUUUAAACGGUCGUUUCUUUGGUGGACGUCAAGUGCGAGCUGGUUUCUAUAAUUUUGACAAAUUCAAAAGUUUUCAAUUACAUUAAAUUGAUUAAACAACUAUUAGAUAUUAUUAUUAGGUUUUAUUUGUAAAAUUCUUCAUCAAGUUAAAUAACAACAACUAUUACAUUUUUAAUA